AUGGCUCCAGAAGUGCCCCCCUUCCUGCUCUUUCUCAUCGUCCUCUUUCUUCUGUGCUUAUGGAAGCAUCCUGCUUCUGCAGCGACUCUAAUGCCUUCCCCCAACUGCCAGAAGGUUUGCGGAGAUAUCUCCGUUCCAUAUCCCUUUGGCAUCGGUGCCGACUGUUCCAGAGACGACAAUUUCAUUGUCUACUGCAACGAGACAUCGUCGCCUCCGAAGGCCUAUCUGUUUUCGAAUGAGAGCAACAUAGAGAUCAUCAGCAUCUCCGCGCCUGCAGGUGAGGUUCGUAUCUUCAAAACCAUCGCCAUAGAGUGCUACAACAGCUCUAAUUAUACGACUAAGAGCGGAAGCGGGUGGAUCGAUUUAACCAAGACUAGUUAUAGACUGUCUGAAAAACGAAACAAGUACAUCGUCAUCGGAUGCAAUGCUAUAGCGUUCAUCCUUGGAGAGGGAAACGUCAGCUACAUGAGUGGCUGCGCUUCGAUGUGCCUGACAGAAAAGAACGUGGAGGAAGGGUUAUGCUCUGGCUUCGGCUGCUGCCAGACCGCCAUACCCCAGGGACUUAAUUACUACAACGUGAGUUUCUACAUCUUGUCAGAGCUAUCUACAGUCCGGAAAUUCAGCCCUUGCAGCUAUGCCUUCAUAACAGAGGAGGGUUGGUACAAAUUCAGUAAGUCCCACCUCCGGGAGUUAAACAGUAGCUACCCUGACGGGGUACCGCUGGUUCUCGAUUGGGUCGUAGGGACUGGGAACUGCGUCGAAGCCAGACAAAACUCAAGCUCCUAUGCUUGCCUCAGCGUGGACAGCACCUGCCACAACGGGACAUAUGGAUACAUUUGCAAAUGCUCUGAGGGAUACGAAGGCAAUCCAUACAUCGAAGACGGGUGCCACGGUCUCUCCCUACCUCUCUCUUUCUCUCUCUCAGUCACUCACAUCCGCCCCACACCCCCCCAUGCCCCCCCAAAAAAAACGCACACACAAACAUACAGUUUCUUCAACUGGAUCUGACUUGGCAUCAACUUUUUCUUCAUAGAUAUUAACGAAUGCUUAACUCAAAAACCCUGCUCCACCAUCGACCAAAUCUGCAUUAACCUAAAGGGGAAUCAUAGUUGCGAAUGUCCAAAGGGCACCGAACUGGAUACCAAACGAAAUUCUUGCUUGAAGAAGACGUUCCCCAUGCUACCUGUGGCUCUUGGUAACCUUUCUGUCAUCUAACACUAUUUUUAACAUAUUUUGUAUUUUGGAAAUCUAUUUCACACCCUUGACUAAAGUUUACAUCUACCUAGAUAGUAAAAAUGAUUCUACCUGUAGUAGAUGAGCUAACCUUAGUCCUGACUUCUGGACGUUCUGGUGUGAGCACUGGAUUUUUCCUUUUGGUUAUACUUGGAUCUUGGUUGUACUGGGGACUCCAUAAAAGAAAGAUUCUGAUUUCCAAGCAGAAUUUCUUCGAACAAAAUGGUGGAUUGCUAUUGAAACGCCAGAUUUGCUCACAAUCUCAGCCAUCAUUCAGGAUAUACACAGUGGAACAGAUAGAGAAAGCAACAAACAAAUUUAAUGACAUUCUCGGACAAGGAGGCCAAGGUAUCGUUUACAAAGGGAUUUUCGGCAAUGAACUAGUCGCCAUAAAGAAAUCUCAAUCCGUUGAGAAGAGCCAACGAAGUGAGUUUGCAAAGGAGAUGCUGAUCCUUUCCCAAAUCAAUCACCGGCAUGUCGUGAAACUACUUGGUUGUUGUCUAGAAGUAGACAUACCUAUGCUGGUUUACGAAUUUAUUUCUGGCGGCACCCUUUUUUACCGCCUACACGGACCGGAGAAGCACUACAUGCCCUUCGUUGAACGAUUAACGGUUUCCAUUCAAUCUGCAUCUGCACUGAACUAUCUUCAUGCCGAUGCCUCUCCGUCGAUUGUCCACGGGGACGUUAAAUCUGCCAAUAUCCUUCUGGAUGGUAAAUUGGAGGCCAAAAUAUCUGACUUUGGUGCAUCCAAGCUAGCGCCCAUGGAUAAAGCCAAGUUCGCCACAGUGGUCCAAGGGACAUAUGGUUAUCUAGAUCCUGAAUCGUUACAGACAUAUCAAUUGACUGAAAAAAGUGAUGUGUACAGUUUUGGGGUUGUUCUUGCUGAGCUCAUUACGAGAAAGACGGCAUUAUAUGGUGACGAGUCACAAAAGCAGUGCACCCUAGCUUUGGAUAUUGUUGCCUCAGAGAAAAAUGGCCAGUUAAUGAGGUUUUUAGAUGAGCAGCUCGUGAAUGAAGCUCAUGCACUAUAUCUCUACGACGUAGCAAAGCUUACCUGCCGAUGCUUGAGUAUGAAAGGAGAAGAUAGGCCAACAAUGAGGGAAGUGAUGACAGAACUCGAAGGGAUCAGAAGCCAAGUGCUUGCCGUCGGCCUUGCGGAGAACGUCAAUGAAGAGGAGCCUUUACUUGGGCAGCAAACCAUUGCCUACGAAAGUAACACAUCUACAUCCACCGACUUGGAGAAGAGUGUAUUUAGCAUAAGGGGCAGGUGA
Molecule: messenger RNA, 2504 nt
Organism: Spirodela intermedia
Lineage: Eukaryota; Viridiplantae; Streptophyta; Magnoliopsida; Alismatales; Araceae
Source: the annotation of a GenBank genome assembly